AUGGAGGAACAACUUUUCAGCCCCAACGCCGCCGCUCAACUCUUCGACCUGCCUCUCUCUUCCGGCGGUCCCAUCGGCUUCUCCCCCUCCAUCGACAUGGCCAGCUCUCUGCCGCUCACCUUUGGUGAUGGUCUCGAGACGCCUGCUUUCAUGCUGGAGGUUCAGCGCAAGCGCGCCGACACUAUCACCACCCUCAAGCCCGACUUUGAGUUCAGGGACAACUUCAGCCUCGAGGAUACUACCUUCCCCAAUGACCUUCCUCAACGCUCGCGUGCUGUUCAGCGUCUUUCCCUCACUCCCUCUAUGUCCAGCUCUGCUGCUUCCACCGCUGAUGAGUUCGACUACAACAGCGGCUUCGACAGCGAGGCCGACCACAGCAAUGUUGCUUCCCCCGCCACUGACGACGCCAAUCACGGUCCCUGGAGCGAUGCCUCCUUCACUUCCUUCGACGCCUCCGACUCGAUCCAGUCUGCCUUUGACCGCAUCGACUUCAACUCCCCCGACAACUCAGACAGGUUUGCCACGUUGAAACAAGAGCACUUCACCUCGGUCGACUUCAGCAUCCACGACUUCAUCGACGACUCUGCACAGGCCGCCGACGCCGAACACUUUGCCCCUCGGUUCCCAGCUUCCGCUAGCAUGGACUCCAUCGCGACUGCCACCAGCACCAUGACCCCACAGGUGCCCCUCUCGCCUCUCAGCCACAGCGAAACGUCGAGCGAGUACGGCUACGGUCACAUGAGGUGCAGUGCUAGCGAGUCGAGCCUUGGUCUCUUUGGAGGUUCGCACGCUGGUCCCAUGCCCAUGCCCAUGCCCGUGCCUAUGCAUGCCUUCCCUAGCAACUCUUUCUUCGGCAAUGCUGGACACUGUCCCAUGGUUUUCUCGCAGAGCGCCCCCGACAAUGCGUGCUUUCACCCGCACGGCUCGCCCUGCCCUUCGUCGCCCAACAGCGCUCGCAGCACCUCUCCUUACCCCACCUUUGCCAUGGCUGGCGACAUUCCCUCGGUCCUCGCCUCGCCUUCCUCGCGCCAGAUCCAGAUCCACCACAUCCCUGCUCAGGCGCCUGGCCUCGCCAUGCUUCCCAAGGGCAUGAGCCUCUACAAUCACUUUGCUCACCUCGCCAACCCUUACGCAGGCCUCAUCACCAAGCGAUCGCGCGGUCGUCGUGUGCCCAACAAGCCGGAGGAGAUGAACAACCUCGGCAAGAGCGGCAAGGUCUACACGUGCAAGGUGCCUGGCUGUGGCAAGUGCUUCAAGCGCAGUGAGCAUCUCAAGCGCCACGUCCGCUCUAUUCACACGGAUGACAAGCCCUUCCUGUGCCCUUACCCUUCGUGCAACAAGCGCUUCAGUCGACACGACAACCUUAAUCAACACGCUCGCGUUCACACAUCCAUGGGCGGCGUCUCUGGUAUCGCUGGUGGAGAAUUCGAUGCAUCUUCGGUCCACCCCAUAUCGCACCUCAACAUGCCUCUGGCUCACCCGAUGGUUCUGACCGCGGGACCACAGGUCGGUAUUCCUCUCGCAUCCGGCUCGAGCCACCAGAUCAAGCAAGAGUAG
Messenger RNA from Ustilago hordei, 1557 nucleotides. RefSeq lists its product as uncharacterized. Gene Ontology annotation, molecular function: RNA polymerase II cis-regulatory region sequence-specific DNA binding; DNA-binding transcription factor activity, RNA polymerase II-specific. The coding region runs from base 1 to 1557 and encodes 518 amino acids. The transcript has a single exon. Gene Ontology annotation, biological process: regulation of transcription by RNA polymerase II. NCBI's taxonomy places the organism in Eukaryota, Fungi, Basidiomycota, Ustilaginomycetes, Ustilaginales, Ustilaginaceae. The record is from RefSeq and is a predicted model, not a curated record.